AUGGUUGCGCUGCGGUCUCUUGUGGCCGCUUUUGCUAGCACAGCCUUGUUAGCCCAGACUGCGAUUGCGCAUUCGUUGAAGAGGAGUCCACUUAGUUACGUCUCCGUCAUUGACGAUAUCAAGAUUCACACGCCUGCCGGCCGAGUGCACUCACAUUCUGAGUUCGACCUUACCUUCUCCCUUCACGAUGGACAAGAGCGAAUCCGGCUAUCUCUUCACCCCAAUCACGAUGUUCUCCACGAGGACUUUGAGGUGACCUAUCUCGACUCUCAGGGAAACGUCAGAUCAAGAGAGAAAGUACAGCGUUCCGAACACAAGGUCUAUCGGGGUAACGCCUACAUUGAGCGCCCUGAUGAGGAUGGCUGGUCCCUGGCUGGAUGGGCGAGGAUAACGGUACACCGCGAUGGCAAGCACCCGGUCUUUGACGGCGCAUUUCGAGCUGAUGGUGACAAUCAUCAUAUCCAUACUGGCACCAAGUACAACAAUCUUAAGCUUGAGAGCGACCCUGCGUUUGAGGACAGGGAAGAACGAGAUCCCGAUGAGGUCAUGGUCGUGUGGCGUGACUCCGAUGUUCAGGACUUCCUCAGUCGUGGAGAGCUGAAACGCCAUGUCUCGAGCCCGUCAGAGUGUAUAUCAGAUUCCUUGAAUUUUAACAACCAAUUUGAUGUGGAGCUAAAGCGAUCAACUGGGCUCCGAGGAAUAGAUGCCAGAAGCUUGUUUGGUCGCCAAUCAAUCGAUGGAGGUUCCGGAGGAAGUGGCCAGGACUUGAUUGCGAGCAUUGGAAGCACAGCUGGCUGCCCAACCACCAAAAAGGUGGCCUUGGUUGGCAUUGCUACUGAUUGUACAUACUGGGGUGGCUUCAACUCUUCUGAAGAUCUGAGGAAGAAUGUCAUAGGAGUUGUGAAUCAAGCCUCCCAGGUCUAUGAGAGUUCGUUCAAGAUCUCUCUGGGUAUAAGAAACCUGACUGUUCUCGAUCGUGGAUGCCCAGGGUCUCCUCAGGCCGCUACUCCUUGGAACGUCGACUGCCAGUCCAACACUACUAUUAGCGAUCGAUUAAAUCUCUUUUCUGCCUGGCGUGGCCGAUCUCUCGAUAACAAUGCUUAUUGGUCUCUGUUCAGCACCUGUCCUACGGAUUCAGCCGUCGGGUUGGCCUGGAGAAGCCAAGUCUGUCGUCAGGGGUCAGGAACCAGUUCGGAUGGGCAAGGCAAUAACGAGACUGUCGCCGGCACCAAUGUUGUGGUGAGAACGACGACAGAGUGGCAGGUAUUUGCCCACGAAUCGGGACACACUUUCGGGGCUGUCCAUGAUUGCACCAGCUCUACUUGUCCUGUUGAUGCCUCUUCACCAUCUUGCUGCCCACUCAGCGCCAACGCUUGCGAUGCCGGGGGCAAAUUCAUCAUGAAUCCUUCAACUGGCGUGGGAAUCACCCAGUUUUCUCCGUGCAGCAUUGGCAAUAUCUGCUCCAGUCUCAAAGCUGCAGCUGCAUCAACCUGUCUGACCGACAACAAGAACAUCCCAACCGUCACCGGCGGCCAGUGUGGUAACGGCAUCGUCGAGGAAGGCGAAGAAUGCGACUGCGGUGGUGAGCAAGGUUGCCAAAACAAUACGUGCUGCGACGCAAAAACAUGCAAGUUUACAAAUAACUCUGUGUGUGACCCGUCCAACGAAGACUGUUGCACCAGCCAAUGCCAGUUUGCGUCCUCUGGAACAGUGUGCCGGCCCAGCACCGGAGAGUGCGACAUCCAGGAGACUUGCCCCGGUAACGCAGCCAAAUGCCCCGACGACCAGCACAAAUCAAAUGGCGAAUCAUGCGGCAGCGGCAAUGGCCUCGCAUGUGCUUCAGGGCAGUGUACGUCUCGUGACAGGCAAUGCCAGGUCGCCGUUGGCACCUCGGCCAACAACAGCUCGACAACAGCUUGCCCUGAUACCCAGAACAGCUGCACAGUUUCCUGCACUUCCGGAGAACUUGCCUUCGGGCAACGCCAGUGCCUCUUGUAUGGUCAGAACUUUAUUGACGGGACUCCGUGCGGCGCCGGCGGACACUGUUCUAACGGCACAUGCACCGGCAGCUCCACGUCCAAGGAGAUCCAGCAAUGGAUCACUGGCCACAAGGAGAUUGUUAUCCCCAUUGCGGUUGUGGUGGGCAUCUUGGUCAUCGUCAUUAUAGCGAGCAUCAUUCUCAGCUGCUGGCGUCGGGUAAAGCGACGGCGAGCAGUUCCCAAGACCUCCUCGCCCCCCGCUGGUGGCGGAUGGCCUCAGUGGAGAGGGAACCAGAACCAAGGGCCUGGGCCGCAGGAUUACAAUAUGACUGAGACGCAGUUUAAUCCACCGCCACCGGCGUAUCAGCAGCCGCCGCCUGAAUAUGGACAGCCUUCGAUUCAGGAGUCGCAGUGGAGGCCGAGAAUGGCACGGUAUGCAUGA
Molecule: messenger RNA, 2421 nt
Organism: Trichoderma gamsii
Lineage: Eukaryota; Fungi; Ascomycota; Sordariomycetes; Hypocreales; Hypocreaceae
Product: zinc metalloprotease mde10
Exons: 2
Coding region: 1-2421 (806 amino acids)
Biological process (GO): proteolysis
Molecular function (GO): metalloendopeptidase activity
Source: RefSeq, a predicted model, not a curated record